Gasterosteus aculeatus aculeatus (three-spined stickleback) is the source of this 1307-nucleotide messenger RNA. Its product is annotated as SUN domain-containing protein 3-like. Gene Ontology annotation, molecular function: protein-membrane adaptor activity. The record is from RefSeq and is a predicted model, not a curated record. Gene Ontology annotation, cellular component: meiotic nuclear membrane microtubule tethering complex; nuclear envelope. NCBI's taxonomy places the organism in Eukaryota, Metazoa, Chordata, Actinopteri, Perciformes, Gasterosteidae.
UCCUUCAUGCCUACAAAAGCAAAAGCUCACAAGAAUCGAUCAUUUGUGCUCAGUGGACCGAUCGCACAGGACACGCCGAUUUCUACAGAUUCUUCUCUUCACCACAAAGAAAGAACAACCAUGCAGAGAAUAACAGACGCCCUUUUUGGGAAAAAAGCCCUUUGCAGCGCGGAGGCUCCGCCAGCUGCUCCGGGCGUCCUGGGACGGAUAUUGAGGUAUCUCUUCCCCUGGGGUCGACCUGCCACCACGACCCCGGAACUUCGUCAGGAGUCGACACACCGCGACGACACUGAAGACGCAGACACAGACCAGGAAGUGGCCUGUGUCCAAAGCCCGCCCCCAAGACCAAAGCCCGCCCCCAAGACGGCCAAAAGACGGGAGAUGAAAGUCAACGUGAAGAUCAGGGGAAACUGGAAAACGACGCUCAUGUAUUUCCUCCUCAUGCUGCUGUUUGCGGGCGCAGUGACGCAGUACGCCCACCUCAGCAUCCAGCUGUGUGACGCCCGGCAGCAGAUAACGGCGCUCUCGCAGCUGGUGAGCCGCUUGAACCCCGUCGCAGACAACAUGGCAAACUUCGCCCAAGAGUCGCAGGGAGCCAGAGUCCUCACCCGCAUGUCCUCAUACACCUUCAGGACCACGAGAAAAGAAACGAUGGUGGAUGAGCUGCUCUCUUGGUUCACGACAUCCACAGACCACCAGAGACUGAUCCAGGAUCGCGCCGGGCCGUCUCCAAGAGAACGCUGGUGCUUCGCAGGGGCCGAAGGACACGCCGUCGUCUCCUUGUCCCACCCAGUCAAGAUCACGCACGUCACACUCGGCCACAUCACAAAGCAACAGUCCCUCACCGGCGAAAUCCACAGCGCGCCGAAAGAGUUCUCCGUCUACGGAAUGGCGAAAGAGGACGAGGAAGGCAUCCGGCUGGGGACCUUCACGUACGACCAGGACGCCCCGGCCUCCCAGACCUUUGAGCUUCCCAGCCCAGUCGAAGACGUCUUCAGCCACGUGAAGCUGCAGAUACGGAGCAACUGGGGGGAUGAAGAGCAGACGUGCCUCUACAACUUCAGGGUCCACGGUAUCCACAUGUAAGGGAAAGGGGGGGCGGGGGGUGUGAAAGGUGAACCAACCGCAAACCAUCCAAGAACAAAUGUGAUAUAAUAAUAGUGAUAUAAUGUGCCAUUGUAUAGAAUAGUUAAAUCUAAAUCAUAUUGUUAUAUAUAGACAUAGACAUAUAUUUAUUAGAUGUAGAAUGUUCACAGAUGUGUUAGGGUUGGUUCCCCUCUCACAGGGCAGAAUUGUGGCUUAGGGGU